AGGUAUGCUUGCUUCAAGGGGCUCCAGACCACCUAUUUACCAGCAAUCCUUGUACUCCGACCGGCCAGACUUACAGCCACAUGAGUCUGCAUGCGAAGCACCGAGCUUGCUUUUCAGUAGCAGCACGGUCCAUAAAUAUGUUGUUUCUAUCCCUCGUCUCGGUGACUUGGCGAGUCUUGGAAGAUUGCUACCAAAGUCAUGAAUGAUUCGCGCGUGUCAAACAACAUGGCUUCUGAGGUUAUCCCGUACCAACAGUACUCCUUCGAGAAGAUUCGCAUUCAGAUCCACGAAAGGAACACAGGCUCGGACAGCAGUUCAUCAAUCUCAACCAAGAGUGCCGAGGUCAACUCACUUCUGCCGAACGAUAUCUUGCGAGUCCUGUAUCAGCCACCAAGGACUAGCACUUGGGCCAAGGUGCGAGAAGGUGGCAGGCUGUUGUAUACCAGGGCAAGAGUCGUGCUUCGAGACUCUGACACCAGCUCCCAGCCUAUAUCAGAGCCUGGCAAGUUCAACCAUCACUAUGUCCAUCCGCUCUUCACACAGAAAGGCAAGAACGAGCGCGUCAUACUUUCGGUAUCUCAUGGAAAACCUUUGGCCAGGGUGCGUGACAAGAACGGCAAUUCACAAGAAGUCAUCCAAUCUGCGUCUCACAACUACGCUGGCUUUCUAGGUUGCAGUCAAGAUGGCAUCGCCCUCCACCAAAUCCUUCUGGCCAAAUUGCCAGUCGUCAACUGCUCUGAUGUGUCACCAAUCGAAAAGGAAGCACGAGAGAGGGUUGCAACUUUCUGGCAAGCCGACUUCUGCUUGUUUACCAGUACAGGAUACGGAUCCAAUCUACUCGCAUUUUCAGCAAUCCUCGACAAAACUUGGAUGGUUGUACUUGAUGAGAAGAGCCAUAACUCGAUGUUUGUUGCAGCUUAUCAGAGUCAACCUGGGCUGAUCCGAAAGUUCCGCCACAAUGACAUGAAUGACCUCGAAAAGAUUCUCGAUGCGUGUAUGGGACAAUGUACAAAUACUCUCGUGGCUGUUGAGGGCUUCUUCAGCAUGGAUGGAACCAUUCCAGACCUUGCCGGCCUCUCAUCACUAAAGGAACGCUUUGGGUUUACACUGCUCGUGGACGAGGCUCAUUCCUUCCUGGCCCUGGGUGCGACUGGCCGGGGAUGCGUUGAACUAUGGAAUGAAGACGAGACCGCGACUCCAGUGAGCAGUGACCUCAUCGACAUCCGAACUGCCACACUUUCCAAGGCGAUAGGAUCCAUUGGAGGAACGGUGUGUGCCAAAGCGGUAUUCGGGCCAAGGCUAACACAUCGUCGUGACGAGAUGGUAAAAGCUGGCUUCGACCCACCUCCGACAUCCGCAUUAGUGCAGUGUCUAUAUGUCCUUGGUCAGCCCACCAUGCUGAAUCGGAGCCUCAAGAGAUUGAGAAGCAUUACGAUUUUUGUCCGGCAAACACUUCACCGGGCAGGGCUCUACAUCUAUGGCUGUGACUCCUCACCAAUCCUGCCGAUAUACGCAGGUCGCCCCAGUGUGGCCGCCAAGUUGUCCUAUGUGUUGAGGCAGCAGGGAGUCCUUGCCAGUCCAGUAUCAACACCUGCUGUUCCUUUCUGGGAGUCACGUGUACGACUGUGUCUUUCAGCAGGGUUCGACGACAGCACCGUACACCGUCUUUUGCAGGCUAUCUUGGAGGCAGCACAUCGUGUGGGAUUGAUCAAGCUCACCACCUCAACAACUGUUCCACCAUGCAAAAUUGAAGAUAUCAUCCUCGGAGAGCAGGAGAGUUGGGAGGCUUCAAGCACGGAAAAGCACAUCAAAGACCUCAUUGCAGCAUGCGCCGUCGAUACCGUCCCCACAGUACGCGAGGGGGUCGUACAUGCAGCCGGACAUGAUGCAUUGAGUACUUAUGGACUCGGAGCAGGCGGGACGAGGUGGGUGGUGGGAUCAACGGAGCUGCAUGUCCAAGUGGAAGAGCUCGUUGUCGAAAUCACCGGUGCCCAGGACGCCUUGACUUACCAAGACAGCUACAUUGGUCUGAUGUCCACGGUUGCUGCACUCUGUCGACCUGUACACGGGUACAAAAAGCACUGUCUCUUCGUGCCGCAGGACAUGCCGGCUGCAGUCGAAGAUGGCAUACGCGUGGCUCCCCGGGCACAUCGUCCGGAAGUGACAACAUAUACCAAUCUCAAGUCACUGACGAACGGUAUGCGCUGUCUCCGAUCGCGCUCGACCUAUGCGACUGUCGUCUUGACGUCUCAAGAGAUCAUUGACCAACAACAUCUCGAAGAUUUCAUGAACCGCGCCUUGGGCGAGCAUGCCGGCAUGACAAUCCUGCUGAUCGAUGAGAAAGGUGUAGGCACAUUUUCAUGCCCACGUAACAUACAUGGUGGACAGGAUAGUCCAAGACUACUGUUGUAUGGAUCUUUCUUUCGGGCAUACAAUCUGCUUGGGAGCUAUUUGGCUGGGGACCCCGCGUUGAUCAUGGAGCUGCGCUACACAAGCCGUGGCUAUAUGUUCUCCACGUCUCAGCUGCCUUUUAUCAUGGGGAUGAUUGCCGCAGAACUUCAGAAGUUCGCCGAUGGGCUUGGUAGCCGUCCAGCGCUGUCGUGAUGAAGAAGGGAAGUGUGACUGAGAUAGAGAAUGAUUGGCAACGAUUUGAGGGUAUAGGCCAAAAUUGACCGGAAACAGCUACACUGGAGAAGAGAACAUAUAUUGAGUAGAUCGCGGACUUCUUCAC
Molecule: messenger RNA, 2731 nt
Organism: Exophiala viscosa
Lineage: Eukaryota; Fungi; Ascomycota; Eurotiomycetes; Chaetothyriales; Herpotrichiellaceae
Product: aminotransferase class I and II
Exons: 3
Coding region: 199-2604 (801 amino acids)
Biological process (GO): heme biosynthetic process
Cellular component (GO): mitochondrion
Molecular function (GO): pyridoxal phosphate binding; 5-aminolevulinate synthase activity
Source: RefSeq, a predicted model, not a curated record